Molecule: messenger RNA, 2610 nt
Organism: Rhinichthys klamathensis goyatoka
Lineage: Eukaryota; Metazoa; Chordata; Actinopteri; Cypriniformes; Leuciscidae
Gene: limk2
Product: LIM domain kinase 2
Exons: 16
Coding region: 270-2219 (649 amino acids)
Biological process (GO): actin cytoskeleton organization; protein phosphorylation
Cellular component (GO): cytoplasm; nucleus
Molecular function (GO): protein binding; protein serine/threonine kinase activity; ATP binding
Source: RefSeq, a predicted model, not a curated record
AUUCUGUUUGAUCCCUUCCGGUCUCCGUACAUUUCUAUGUUAUGACGUCAUCUGUUCGGACGAGCGAGAGAAAGAGAGAGAAGCGUUGAACUUGCUAGGAAACUUGAUGAAACAUUGUUUCUCCCUCAACUUUCAGCUGGAUUUUCCUCUGUGGGUCUUACACAUGGAUCAGAAAAGGAGCAUCACUGGUAUGCGGCGUGUAAACUUCAGACUUUUCUGUACCAGCAUGUGAGCUUGAACAAAUAUCAUUAAAUCAGAACAGGGAGGUCAUGGACGAACGAGAAGAUGUGACGGAGUGCGCGUGCACGGGCUGUGGCGGGAGGAUUCAGGACGCGUUUCAUGUGAAGGUUCUUCAAGAUGCCUGGCACAACUCAUGCUUUCAGUGUUCUGUGUGCUUUGAUCUCCUGACAAACUGGUACUUUGAGAAAGAGGGGAGGCUGUACUGUCACAAACACUACUGCGAGAAGUUUGGGGAGUUAUGCCAUGGCUGCUCGCUGCUUAUGACGGGACCUGCUAUGGUGGCAGGAGACUAUAAAUAUCACCCUGAAUGCUUCGUGUGUUUGAGCUGCAGGGUGGUGAUUGAGGAUCAGGAUACCUAUGCCUUAGUGGAACGUACCAAACUUUACUGUGGUAAAUGCUACAAGCAGGAGGUUCUGACACCGAUGUUGGAGAAGCGUGGUUUGGCCGACUCUCCAACAGACCUGCUCCCUCACACAGUAACUCUGGUAUCCAUGCCUUCUGCCACCAAUGGAAAAAGGGGCUUCUCUGUCAGCGUGAUUAGAGACUGCACCAGUGCCACUGCCAGUGUCCAGGUCAAAGAGGUCAGAGGGAUGCAUAUAAGUCCAGAGGUUCGUAACGCCAUCCAUGUUGGGGACCGAAUCCUGGAGAUCAAUGGACUCCCGGUGACCGCUUUGAUGGAGGAGGAGGUGGAGGACCUCAUUCAUAGGACCAGUCAGACACUGCAGCUGUUGAUGGAAUAUGAUCCAGUCAGACAGCGUCUGGACAAACUCCGCCUGGGCUCUUCCCACAAUCAGCUGGGUGUCCCCGCGGCCUCCCGCAUGCGUCUGUCCUCAGAUGCUGAGAUUGAGCGGAGUGACACAGUGGACAAUAGGACGUUAAAGAGGAGGACCCUCAGACGUAGCAACAGCACCUGCAAGUCUCCAGUCUCUUCAUCUCCUAAGGACCCUCCAGUUCUGACUCGAGAUAUUGGGCGCUCUGAAUCCCUCCGCUCUCCUUCCAGCUGGUCCCACCGUAUCUUCCGUCCCUGUGACCUCAUUCAUGGAGAAAUCCUUGGAAAAGGCUUCUUUGGACAGGCCAUCAAGGUGACCCAUAAAGCCACAGGUGAGGUUAUGGUCAUGAAGGAGCUGAUCCGCUGUGAUGAAGAGACACAGAAAACGUUCCUAAAGGAGGUAAAAGUGAUGAGAAGUCUUGAUCACCCACACGUUUUGAAGUUCAUUGGGGUUUUGUACAAGGACAAGCGGCUUAAUCUGAUAACAGAGUUCAUUGAGGGAGGCACUCUGAAGGAUUUUAUCCGUGACAAGGACUCAUUCCCAUGGGAACAGAGAGUUAGUUUUGCAAAGAGCAUUGCAUCUGGAAUGGCAUAUCUGCAUUCAAUGAGCAUCAUACAUCGAGACCUAAACUCUCACAACUGCCUGGUCAAACUGGACAACACCGUUGUGGUGGCAGAUUUCGGUCUGUCUCGUCUAAUCAUGGAGGACAAGGUCAAGCAGCCACCCCCCGACAAACCAACCAAUAAGAAAAGGCUGUUUAGACGCAUUGACCGUAAGAAACGCUACACUGUGGUGGGGAACCCUUACUGGAUGGCCCCAGAAAUGCUCAAUGGUAAACGCUAUGAUGAGAAGGUGGAUAUUUUCUCCUUUGGCAUUGUGCUUUGUGAGAUUAUUGGUCAGGUUUAUGCAGAUCCCGAGUGUCUUCCGAGAACGCUGGAUUUUGGGCUCAAUGUGCGAAAAUUCAUCGAGAAAUUUCUACCUGAGCACUGUCCUCCAGCUUUCUUUGCAUUGGCUGUGGCUUGUUGUGACCUCGCCCCUGACAACCGGCCUGCUUUUCAGAAGUUGGAGGACUGCUUUGAGGCAUUGACUCUCAAUCAAGAGUUGAAUAUCCCUCUGCCUGCUGAACUGGAUGAACUUCAGCAGGAGUUUUUAAGGACUUAUGGACCCAGUGAAAUUGCCUCUGAAACCCAGGAAAACAACAGGAACUAAUCCAAUGGCAGCAAAGGCUGAGAUAUGGGCUGGAUAUAUAAAACUAUUUUUUAUUUUAUUUUUUAUUUUUUAUAGAGUUUACAGAACUGAAUCAGAGCAUUUACCUUGGGUUGGAUACUGGGUACAUGCUCAUGUGUUCUUUGGAGAGAUCUGUCACGACAUGCAGAACUUUGAGGGCAUUCUAGAACUGCAAAGGGUUCUAAGCAGAGUUCUGUUGAGGGAGCAGAUACAUUUCAGUGACCAUGAGCUUCUUGUUGCUUCUGUCUAAUUUGGGUGGCUUAGGCCCUGUUAUGAUUUAACCAUGUAGCUCAAACCUUUAAGCCUACCACUAGUUAAAUUAUCAUAGAUCUCCCUGAUGAAGUUUUUCAUUAAUGUGAGAUUGAUGAAAAAU